AUGUCGUCACCAUGCGGUCAUGCAGUCCAUUUUUUGUCGUUGUGGACAGGCAAACCGCCAGCUUAUGGGAUUUGCCCCGGUGUGAACGCACACGGUACUCUAAAGUCACUACCACAAAUAAGCUUGAAUGCUACUCGCAAGGAACUGUUCGACUAUUUUAAUAACACAUGGACACUUAUCGUAGUGCUGUUCGAUGGUCUUGCUAGUGAGCAAGGAUUUUAUCACUCUCACUAUCAUAAGUUACGCCAUCCAAUGAUAUUUUACUACUUACACCGAGCUGUAUUUUACAUAAAUAAAUUACGUGUAGCUGGCAUUUUUGAGCAGCCAGUUAAGCUAGAAUUCGAACAACUAUUUGAAACUGGUGUCGACGAAAUACGUUGGGAUGACUUGUAUGAAAACAAUGUACGUAUAUAA
Messenger RNA from Rotaria socialis, 414 nucleotides. Lineage: Eukaryota; Metazoa; Rotifera; Eurotatoria; Philodinida; Philodinidae. The record is from the annotation of a GenBank genome assembly.